Pseudocercospora fijiensis CIRAD86 is the source of this 1551-nucleotide messenger RNA. RefSeq lists its product as uncharacterized. Lineage: Eukaryota; Fungi; Ascomycota; Dothideomycetes; Mycosphaerellales; Mycosphaerellaceae. The record is from RefSeq and is a predicted model, not a curated record. Gene Ontology annotation, biological process: cellular response to pH. Gene Ontology annotation, cellular component: plasma membrane. The transcript has a single exon. The coding region runs from base 68 to 1507 and encodes 479 amino acids.
UUGAUCAACUACCAACGGGCGUCAACAACGGCGAGCUUGUGAAGGGAGUUUCUCACCGAAAACAAACAUGCCCUUUCCCUUUACACUCCCAACCACAAGCUCAGUUCUCCUCUCAGACUACUUUGACAGUGUCACGCAUCCUUCUCUACCGCUGACGGCAACCACAAAGCGCAGCAUAUUGAAAGAUGCGUUGAAGAAACACAAACGCCUCUCGGCCCAAGCCAGGGCUGUUAACCUUCCCACCGUCCAAGAUGCAGUCAACGGCUAUCUUCCGUAUCUAUUAGCCUUAAAUACGGGCGCUAGCUACCGCGAUAUUGGACCGGAAAAGCUGGAUGUCGAGGUCAAGAAGCCUCUUGAAGUUGAAUGGCGAAGCACUCUGUCGCCUACUCUGCCCGGCCGCGAAAGUGCUCGGCCUAAGCUGACAGGACUGCACCAUGAAAUCGCAUUCGCCUUAUCGACUCUUGCUUACACGCAUUCGCUAUUGGCACGUUCACAGCUUCGUCUCCUCUACGGCUCAGCUGUUUUGUCUGCAGAUCAGCGUACUGCGACCAUCGGCACAGCCAUGAAGCAUUUGCUCGAGGCACACAGCGUCCAUUCACAUCUGCUUUCACUUCCCUCAAUAUCUGCUGCCAGAGAUGGCCCUGUGGACAUCCAAGCAUCCACCAUUUCUGCGCUGGCUUCUCUCGCUAUGGCCGAAGCAACGAUUAUCGUCGUGGCGAAAGAUGAUCCAUACAUCGCUGCUGUGGCGGACACCAGGAAUGAAAGCAAUACAGAUUGGAUGUUCAAAGCGCCUACCAUCCCGAAGGUCCGAGCACAUCUCUUUGCGAGACUCUGCCUGGCUGCAGCCGAGCACGCGAAUAGUGCGGUUGGCCUCUUAGCACGAAGUGGUGCUGGAAAGGUUGACGAGGAUCUGGUGAGAUACGCCGAGGACUUGCGACGUACAGCUAGAGGCAAAGCCGCGCGUUUUCUCGCCAUCGAUGCAGAAUUGUCAGGAAAGACUGGCGAAGGACUGGCAUGGCUUCGAGGGUCGAGGAAGGAGCUAGGUCUUGCUGUCGAUCUCGAAGAUGGCAAACGAAAAGGGUUCAAAGGUCUGAAGCAGAGUUGGCAAGAACGUCGCGAAGACAAGAAGGUCGAGAAAGGUGGUGAAUGGGGCAUGGAUGCUGGCCGUUUGGAGGAAGCGCGAGUGGUGGAGAUGCUGGAGGCCAAAUGGGACAAGGAGAACAGCACAAUCAAUGUGCAACUCGUGCCGCCAUUCGAGCCCCUCCUUGCAAGCAUGCCAUCUGGAAGAGAGUAUCACACCGCUCAGCCCUUCAAUCCUCCAUCGCUUGAUAUAGCGACUUUGUCAAGCAUGCGAGCACCACCGGAGCCGGAUGAAAAAGCAUUUCGUGGAGAAGAAGCCGACAGUGGAGACGAGGAAGCGUUGGGACGGAGUAGCGAUCCUGUGGGUGCGUUCCCGGGCACUUCAGGUGAAUAUGGACGUAGUGCGACCAGCAAUAGCUACUACUGAUGUGGGACUAAAUCUGGUAUCACACACGACAUAAAGGUUAACCC